This is a messenger RNA of Aspergillus oryzae RIB40, 1068 nucleotides long. RefSeq lists its product as uncharacterized. The transcript has a single exon. The coding region runs from base 1 to 1068 and encodes 355 amino acids. Lineage: Eukaryota; Fungi; Ascomycota; Eurotiomycetes; Eurotiales; Aspergillaceae. The record is from RefSeq and is a predicted model, not a curated record.
AUGCCUCUUUUCGCAAAUUCCCCCGAGGCUCUUGCUAAUGUAACCCGCACUGACUCGCUUGAUCCCGCUACAACAUGUAAAGGCGUCACAGGAGGUGGCAAGCCAUGUCGCCGUGCAUUGUCAGAUACAAAGAUGAUGUAUUGCUGGCAACAUAAGGAUCAAGCAGUGGCAGUAUCGAAUGGGGCAGGCAACAAGCCGAACACUUCACAGUUACACCCGAGAUCAAGUAUUGAUACAUUGAUGGAGCGACUCAAUAUCAGGGACUCACUGGACAACUCCAACCGAUACCGGCCAUUCAAGACAAAGAAGAAAACCAAGCGAACACUCUGCUGUUGCUUCGAAAUUAUUGAAGAGAAUGAACCACUUCCUCCGCGACCAGUGCGUCCAUCUUCACAGAAUAGACCCCAAUCGAUGCAACAGGUGCCAUCCAGUGCUCAGAGGCCGCAAAAAGGAGGCUGGAUCCCUCCAACACUUUCUCCUCAAGCCAGCUCCGCCCUUACGGAGGAGCUUGCCAAACCACUGUCGGAAAAAGAUGAGCCCGGCUAUAUUUACAUCUUCUGGAUCACGCCUGCCGACCACUCUUCCAGAUCGAUGCCGCCGCCUACAGACGUCGGCUCGUCCUUAUUCUCUAAGCAUGAUGAUCGCGGAAAUAAUGCCAUCCAAAAGGCCAGAGAUCUCAAUGCUUUGACCACGAAGCCCACCGAAUUUAGUCCUGGUGCAAUUCGCCUCAAGAUAGGCCGGGCGAACAACGUCCAGCGUCGAAUGAACGAAUGGACCAAGCAAUGCAAUCACCACAUCACCCUGAUUCGGUAUUACCCCUACACGCCUUCAUCGCCCGGCCCAAGCAGCGGACCUGCCCUCGAAGUGGGAAGAAAAGUCCCAUAUGUUCACCGCGUGGAACGACUGAUUCACCUCGAACUAGACGACUAUAGAGUCCGCGACAUGGGCAAGUGCUCGGAAUGUGGGAGAGAGCACCAGGAAUGGUUCGAAAUCAAGGCCCAAAAAGAAGCCAUUAGGAGUGUGGAUGAAUGUAUUCGCAGAUGGGUGAGAUGGGCCGAAAGCCAGUAA